Phaedon cochleariae (mustard beetle) is the source of this 1696-nucleotide messenger RNA. Lineage: Eukaryota; Metazoa; Arthropoda; Insecta; Coleoptera; Chrysomelidae. The record is from the annotation of a GenBank genome assembly.
AUGAGACCAUUCUGGAUCGUUCAACCAGUAGUCAAAGCAAGAGAUACAUGUUUGUGUUUACAACAUACGAACAUGUCAUUAUUGAUCUCAAAAUUGAACUAUCUCAGAAUCAUCGAUGAAAAAACUCCGGAAAUCCUUGUCAAGUCCUAUUGCUGCAGUGGAGAAUAUACAAUGGAACGAUGUCUCGAAAGGAAAUGCUCAGAUUGCAAAUAUAAAGAAAUAAGAACAUCAGAUUAUGAUGCAAACGAAGACACGUAUUAUGAGAAAUGGGUGACGAAAAAGGAAGUAUUUAUGAUCAAGGGGAAAGAAAAACAGUGCCAAAGAACGGUAAAGGAAAGAGUUAUUUGUAAGAAAGAAGAACUCGUAUUAUUACUCAAGAAUACUUUCGAUAAAUUUUUACUACAUAUCAGAAAUAUAAAACAUCAAUAUAGAGCUAUAGAUGAAGUAAAAAAGAAAUUAUCGACAUAUGAAAUUUUAAUACAUUGCGAUUUUUCUGAAAACUAUUCAUGCAAAUAUAAAGAGGAGGUACAAUCAGCACAUUUUGGUGCAUCGAAGCCUCAAGUCACUCUACACACAGUAGUCAUCUAUUAUAAAAAUGCUGAGAAUGCCAGUGUGGUUCCACUUUCCAUUUGUACAUUAUCUGACAGCUUGAGACAUGAUCCCUCCGCAAUUUGUGCUCACUUGAAACUAGCUAUCAAUGAAAUUAAAAAAUAUGUCCCGUUUGUAAAAACGGUUCAUUUUCUCUCCGAUGGCCCAUCAACCCAGUAUAAAAAUAAAAAGAUGUUUUUUCUCAUGGUCAAUUAUCUAGCAGAUUGCCUUCUGGUGGAUAAGCUGAGGUGGCAUUAUAGUGAGAGUGGUCAUGGAAAAGGAGCACCGGACGGGAUCGGUGGAUUCAUUAAACGAGAAGCUGACAGGCGCGUCGCCAUGGGUAAAGAUAUUCCUAAUUUUCAAUCAUUAGUCGAGUCAUUGAAGGACUCCAAGAAAGUGAAGAUUAUUGCCUUGGAUUCUGAGGAACUUGAGAAAGUAGAUGAAAUCGUCCCAGACAAUCUCUUGGUAUUCAAAGGUACGAUGAAAAUUCAUGAGGUGUGCUGGUCUAGAAAGGACAAAACUGUUAUACAAGCAAGACAUCUUUCCUGUUUGGAAUGUGAUGUGGAUGAAGACUGUCAUCACUAUGGUUUGGGUCAUAUAAAUGUUCAGUACAUUGGAAAUGAUACUACAAUGACAAAUACUGCUCGUUUGCGAUAUGCUGAUGUUUAUUCUUCAGAUGAUAGUAACGCCAGCGAUUAUAUACCCCUAUCCAAGUACAAAGAGAAAUACACACAAGAAUUCCAUGAAGAUAUGUACGUAGUGGUGAAAUUAGCAGGCAAAAAGAUAAUUCGUCACUAUGUGGCUCUCAUUAUUUCUAUCGAUGAAUCUAGUGAAAUGACUGUGAAAUUCAUGAAAAAAACUGGAAACCAUUCUUUCAUAUUUCCUGAUCGGGACGAUAUUUCUGUCAUAGAUAAAACAGAUAUUCAAAAGAUUCUGUGUAACCCAAAAUACAAAGAAAAAAAUGACGAAUAUUAUUUUUCGAAGGAUUUAAAUUCUUUCUCGAAUCUUUUUUAGUAGUGGUCCAUUGAAUAUUUUGUUUGUCUUAAUUUCCUUUAUCUCAUUUUUGUUAAGAAAUAAAUAGUUUCAUUAUGGAAUUUGAUUUUACUCC